AUGGCUGAAAAUCAGAAAUCGGCUGCCAUCAUUCGUGAUACCCUAUCAAAUUUUGUUGAUAGGACUACAGAUGGUGGCAAAAUGGACAAAAACGCCUUCACUCCAACACCCAUUACCGAGCUCUACGAAGCCGUCAUGAUAGACUUGAAAUCAUCAAGUCUUCGAGACCAUAUAGAGCUACUCAACUACAAAGACCAUCUCGACAUGUCAUGCUACGCGGCAGUCGACUUUUGCCCAACCCAUCCACUCGAAUACCAGGUCAUGGUGGCGCACCUGACCAUCUUCUUCUUCCACGCUGACGACUUACUCGAUACCAAGCCCGAUGCUUUGCGGUACCUACAGCUCAACAUCUGCACAGGCCAGCCACUUGGCGACCCCGUCCUCGAGUGGUACGUCCACGAGAUAAUGCCAAGGCUGUGGAAGAUUUUCCACCCUACCGUCGCUAGCAUGAUCGUGACGGCCUGCUACGACUUUAUCAACGGCGUUGGUAUCGAGGGGUUGACAGUUGGUCGCCAAGUAAAGCCCCAAGCUCCUAAAUAUCCGGACUGGUUGCGCUUCAAGACAGGGCUGUCGCCUAUGUACGGACUGCUGGUUGUUGUGUGUGCCACAGAUCCGCAGCUUCCUACAGGAGGCAUUGAAAAAUAUGUUCACGUCAUUCCAGACGUCAUUGUCUUUACAAACAUUGUUAACGAUGUGCUCUCCUUUUACAAGGAGAUGUUGGCUGAGGAGACGGGUAAUUACAUUGACCAGCGGGCCCAGAGGGAACAGUGCGAUAUCCUGACGGCUUUGCAAAAGGUGGCCAAUGAGGGCAUAGCAGCUGGCGAGCGAGUUCUUGCUGGGCUUGCUAAUGCGCCCGAAUACCGCAAUAACUUUAGUGUUUUCGCUAAAGGCAUUGUGCACUUUCACACUGCGAUUCCACGAUAUCGCUUGCAGUCGCUGUAUGGGAUGGCUUAGGGCAGUUGACCUUGACGUCGAUCGAGUAAAUGGGUUUCGGUGCAUGAAUUGUUUUAAAGGGGAACUUCC
This is a messenger RNA of Trichoderma asperellum CBS 433.97, 1023 nucleotides long. The record is from RefSeq and is a predicted model, not a curated record. Lineage: Eukaryota; Fungi; Ascomycota; Sordariomycetes; Hypocreales; Hypocreaceae.